GUGUAUAUAUAUAGAGACGUGGGAGAGUGCCAGUGAGUGCCAGACUGAGUGACAGACAGGCAGGAUGGUGCUCUACUCCAGCUUCCUCCUCGCUAUCGUCUACUGCACUCUGGCCAAGAGUGCCAGAGGCCAGGACUGCGUCUGGGACAGAGAUGAGGACUUCCCCGUCAAUCCUCCCAUCCUCUUUGACGAGGCCUUCGAAAUAGUCCGGCCGGUCCUAGAGGGCAGCUACAGGAUGGUUAGGGUGUCGGCGGGCAGCCGGGUGACGGUGGCGUGCCCCGGAACACUGGUCACCAACCUUGGGGUGUCGUCUGUGACGGCCGCUUGUGCUGGCGGGGUGCUCCUCGCUGUAGACGAGACGGAGUGGGAGUUGGCGGAGUUGGGCUGCACGGACAAGGUGUCCGAGUCCAUCCAGCGAGACCUGGGCAGCUGUGGCUCCGGAAACGUCGGAGUCGUCCACGCCAUCGGCUUCGAGGUCGACGCAGCGGCAAGUUUCUACGAGCUGAUUCGCGUGUGCUUCGAACCCCAGUCCGAGACGACGUUGUACUCGCAAAACGUGAUUCAUGGCGCCAACAUCGCCGCCAAGGACGUCGAAGCCAGCCGGCCCUCCUUCAAGUCUUCCUCUGGGUUCUUCAGCGUAUCCAUGAGUUCUGUCUACGCCCAGAGCACACAGCUGGACCUCAUGACGAACCUUCUUGGAGACGCUGAUUUGGCCAACGAAGUCAUUGAUGUCAGCAAGCAGUUCUACUUUGCCAAGGGCCACAUGGCACCCGACGCUGACUUCGUGACCGUGGCAGAGCAGGAUGCCACUUACUACUUUAUCAAUGCUCUCCCUCAGUGGCAGGCCUUCAACAAUGGCAACUGGAAGUACCUGGAGUACGCGACCCGUGACCUGGCCACGAAACACAACAGUGAUUUAACUAUCUACAGCGGAGGAUGGGGAGUCCUGGAGCUAGACGAUAUCAACAACAACCCCGUUGAGAUCUAUCUGGGUCUCUCUGAGGAUAAGAAGGUCGUCCCCGCUCCAGCUAUCACCUGGAAGGUGGUGCACGACGAAGGGAGGCAAAGAGCAGCUGCUGUGGUAGGAGUUAAUAAUCCCCACCUGACCAGGGCCCCGGCGAAGAUCUGCAGCGACCUCUGCGACAGCCUCGGCUGGAUAGACUUCGACGUCAACGACUUGGUGUCCGGCUUCACCUACUGCUGCUCCGUCGACGAUCUGCGUCAGGCUGUACCCCACGUCCCGGACCUUGGCCCCGUCGCUCUCCUCACUGACUAAGAGUCUUGCUAACUUAGUAGGCAUCCAUCAGUCUCAGGAGACUAUGAAGUUGCGCUCUGGUUGUCGGUCUGGAGUGGCGUCUCAGUCAGUCUGUCAGUGCUAACUUAUUAUAUAAUUAUUGUAGAGUUAUUAUAUAUAUAUAUAACUAUAAAAUAACUAUAUAAUAAUUAUAUAAUAUGCAGGUAAAUCACUUUAACGUGAUGUAUCUAAGAACAAAUCUACUGAAGCCCUGAUGAGAGUUCGUAGUACAGUGGUCUAGAGAGCGUUUGGGAACACUCAACACAUAGGUUCGAACCCUCAUUAAGGCUCCUGUGGAUUUGUUCAAAUAUAUUAAUGAUAAUGAAGCCCCGAUUACUCAGAGCGUUUCGAAGUCAAAUAUUUGUUAUAAUUAAGCCUUAUAGUUGAAUUUCAAACUUAUUUCUUACUGUCAGAUGAAAAGACCUUUGUGUGGUUUAUUUUAAAUGUAAUAGUUACCUUAGAUCACGAAUAAUUUGUAUUGUAUCUGAGAAUUAUACAUAAUUGCAUUUUAAUUACAAAAGCAACAGGUCAUCAGACCCAAACUAGGCAGUUUGUGUUGUCAUAGGCUUUUCAUAAACAAUAAAUGACGUAGAUUUGAAGAUUAGUACUUGUGAAUUCUAUUGUUAAAUGGAAUUACUCGGAGUAAUAUAAUUUGCUAAGUUGUCCACUUGUUUACUCUUGGAAUAAUUGAAAACGUUU
Procambarus clarkii (red swamp crayfish) is the source of this 1993-nucleotide messenger RNA. RefSeq lists its product as uncharacterized. Gene Ontology annotation, molecular function: metal ion binding; single-stranded DNA endonuclease activity; nucleic acid binding. Gene Ontology annotation, cellular component: mitochondrial inner membrane; nucleus. NCBI's taxonomy places the organism in Eukaryota, Metazoa, Arthropoda, Malacostraca, Decapoda, Cambaridae. Gene Ontology annotation, biological process: apoptotic DNA fragmentation. The record is from RefSeq and is a predicted model, not a curated record.